AUGGACCAACAAAGACGUAGAAGAAGGCCCAGGAUCUACAACAGUGAAAGUGAACGCCUCCGUGCAAGGCGACAGCGAGAAACACCCCAAGCUGCUCGACUCGACACCGAGUCAGCACGCCAGCGACAAAGGCGGCAGAACGAGGACUCGGAAGACAGAAAUGCGAGAUUGCAUGGUAAUGCCGAGCGUCAGAGAACCAGACGUCAACGUGAAACAUCUGAGGAUCGGAGCAAUCGCUUGCAAGAAAACGCUCAGAGGCAGCAACAAAGGCGCGAUUCAGAAAAUUUCGUCCAGCGAGCUACAAGGCUAGAGAGAGAUGCUCAAUCGAGGCGGAGUAGACUUCAGUCACAGAAUGUCGAAGAACGGCAGACUAGGUUGGGAGAUAAUGCUCAACGUCAGCGAAGGAGACGUGAAUUAGAAAGCGCUGAGGAUCACGUUGUAAGAUUGGAAGAGAACGCUUUACGUCAGCGAAGAAUACGCGAUCUAGAAACCGUUGAGGAGUAUGCUGUUAGACUGGAGGAAAACGCUCGACGCCAACGAAGAAGACGUGAUUUAGAGAAUGUUGAAGAACACGUCGUGAGGCUGGAGGAUCAGCGUCAGCGUCAGCGAAGAAGACGAGAAGUGGAAAGCUCUGAGCAGCGUAUGACCAGAUUGGGUGAGAACGCCUUACGACGGCGGAGAAGACGUGAACAGGAGGGAGAACAAGAACGAGCAAUCCGAUUGCAAGCGGACUCUCGAUGGCAACAGCGAAGAAGACGCUCAGAUACUGUUGAGGAAAGGAUGAUAAGGUUGCAAUCAAAUGCUCAAACUCAACAAAGACGGCGCGCGUCUGAGGACACACAAGAGCGAACGGCCAGGUCCCGAGUUGAGGCCAUACGCUUGCAAAGGAGGCGCCACUUAGAGGGUACAGAAGAGCGGGCCAUACGGCUCAAUGAAGAUGUUGAGCGGCAUCAGCGACGUCGCUUGCUCGAGAGUGAACAGGAGCGGUCGAUUCGACUGCAAAUGAAUGCUUUAGCAAAUCGUCACCGACGCAAUCAAAAUAGAGAGUCUGUUGGAGUAGCAUUAGGCACUCGCUUAAUUGAAGUUGCCUACCUUGGAGAACUAAAUCAACGAUGCACAGAUUGCGGAGUAUUGCAUUUUCUCUGUGAAGUCAAGCCCGACCAUCCAGGACAAUUCCGAGAGUGUUGUGACCUAGGGAAGAGACUAAUCCUACUAACGAGAUGCGACGUCUCCGGAAAAACUUCAUGGAGAACAUAA
Haemonchus placei is the source of this 1257-nucleotide messenger RNA. Lineage: Eukaryota; Metazoa; Nematoda; Chromadorea; Rhabditida; Trichostrongylidae. The record is from the annotation of a GenBank genome assembly.